AUGAAUUUCUUUAAGAAAAAGAAAAAUGAUUCCAUUAAUAAAAGGAACGCAUUCAUACAAAAUAGUAUGAUUACAAAAAAUAAAAAUGAUAACAUAAAAAAUGAUGAUAUAUUUAAAGAUAAGAAUGUAGGACUUUUGCAACAUGAAGAAAGGAGUUUAGAAAAAGAUGGAACAAUUUAUAAUAGAAAGGAAUUAGAAGAAAGUGUAAAUUCGUUUUUAGAUAAUAGUUAUAAAGAAAAUAUUAGACCAUAUGUAGAAGAUAAAAUACAAAUUAAUAAAUCUAACACAGAUAAGACACUAAAAAUUGACACCAACAAUAAUAAUAAUAAUAAUAAUAAUAGUAAUAAUAGUCAUAGUAAUAGUAAUAGUAAUAAUUAUGGUAAUAUUCCUAAAGAAAUAAAACAAUAUAUGGAUAAUUCUUAUGCUAGCGAUUAUGGCAUGGAAAAUUAUCAUGAGCAUAUGGAAAAUCAAGAUAUAUCAAAAAAUAUAAAUGAUUCAUCUAUUACACAUUCGAAGGAAACAACAACAAUUUUGUUAAAUAAUGAAAUAGAGAAUAGUAUUAAAAAAAAAGAAUCCAACCAUAACCAUACAACUCGCCAUAAUAAUAAUAAUAAUAAUACUUCUUAUAUCACAAACAAUGAUGAUAUAAUAUUUAACACACAAAAUCAAUCUAAAUUAAAAAAAAAUGCAGUAGAUAAUUCCUUACAAUAUAGUGAUAAAAUCAAUAUAGUCAAAGAUAAUCAAAAGGAUAACAUAUCAAAUGAUAUACAUAAUUAUUAUAAUAGUAAAACGUCUAUUAAAAAAAACGAAAAUAAAUAUAAUCAAAACAACUUUAUGGAAAAAAACUAUAAUUCUAUAAAAGGUCAUGAUAUGAGUACAUUAAAAUUUUCUACGAAAUAUAGUCAUAAAGAUAUUCAUAUAAAAAGCAAAAAUGAUAUUAAAUCAAAUAAGGAUAAUAAUUUGUCCGAUAUGAAAGAUGUGUAUGAUAAUGAAAAAGAUGAAGAUGUAAAAAAAGUGAAUCAUUUGAACGACAGCAUCGAAUUCAAAAAAAAUAAUCGUCGUAUUAAUACAACACAAAUAUUGAAUAGCUCAAAUAAAUACCAAACAGAAGCAAAUGAAAAUCAUAUAUCUCAUAAUAAUAAUAUAGGAGAGUUAAUGAAUUCAAGAAAUAGUAAUACGAAUUAUGUAACUUCUCUAAAUAAUAUGAACGAUACUAAUAUAACAAAACAAAUAGAUAAUAUAUCCAUAAGUAAUAAUUUAAAUACACAUCAUUUUAAUGACUCUAAAAGGAGCAUAACCUACAGUAAUAUUAAUAUAAAUGAAAAAUCUAAUUUUUAUGAGGAUUCAAAAAAAAAAAAAAAUAUAUAUUCUGAAUAUCAUAAUGCUUUAAAUGUAUCAAAUAAAAGUAUUCAUAUAAAUAAUAAUACUUCUCUUAUUCGAUCAAAAAAUGAAUUAAUGCAAGGAAAAAAUAUAAAAAAUUCGGGAAGCCAAAAUUUAGAAUUGGAAGAAACCAAUGAAUUCAAAACUAACCAUUUAGAUGAUUUAACAAAAAAUGAGGCAAAUCAAAACGAAACCAUAAAAAAUCAAAAGACUUUUACAAAUAAAAGAAAUAGUAUGAUAGAUUCAAAAAAAAAGUAUAUGAAUAAUAUAUCUCAAGAUAUGUAUCAAUCAAAUCAUAGUAACAAAAGUGAUUGGUCCAUAAAAAAAAGUAAUAAUAAUAAUAAUAAUCAAAAUAUUCUUUAUAGAAAUGAUCAAAAUGUAAAUAGAACGUCUAUCAAUAAUAUUAUUAUUAAUGAUGAUACAUUGAAUGUACAUAAUUUAGAAAAUACAAAUGAUAUGAUAUUAGAAAAUGUAGACAGAUAUAAAAAACAACAUCAAAAUGACAUAACAAAUUCGAACAGAAAAUGUUCUUUACAAAAUGUAUUAGAUAACUCUACAUCAUAUUAUAAUGAUGAUGAUAAUGAUGAUUCUAAAAAUAAAAAUUUCCAUUUAUCAAAUAAUUCAAGUCACCAAAAAAAAAAGGAUUCACAUGAAAUAAAACAAAAUAAUAAUUUUUUGAACUCAAAUAAGAAUUUAAUGAAUUCGACAAAUAGUGAUAUAGAACUAUUAUUAAAUGAAUUAUCGGAAUCAACCAAUAGUUUAUUAAGUUCUCAAAAAAAUACUCAAGUAGGUAAUUCAAAACAUUUUUUAACAUCUCAGAAUGGUGAUAAUGCAAAAUUAAGUUAUUUAUUACAAUCAAACGAAAAUAUAAAUGAAGAAUUAAAUAAUGACAUAAAAGAACAUACCAAAGAAAUUGAAGAAAAAAAUAAUGAUAUGUCGUAUAAAACGCAUAAUGAAGAUUCCCAACCUUUUCAUAAUUAUAAAACAAAAAAUAUGGAACAUAUAAAAUAUGAUUAUAUUAUAGGAGAAAAUAAUCAUUAUUUAAAUAAAAGUGAAAAUUUACCAAGAACAAAAGGGAAAAUUGAUCUUAAUUAUGUAAAAUAUAACACAUGUGUAUAUAAAGAUGACGAAAACAUCAAAAGACAAGAACAACGAAAAGAGGAACAUAUAGAAUCUAGGCAUGCAAAUUUGCUAUAUGAAUUUGAAAGAGGUAUUACGAAAAAUAAGAAAAAGGACGAAUUAUAUAAAUAUGAUAUGAUAGAAAAUUUAUCUAAUAAAAAUAUGAAAUAUGUAAAUGAUAUUCAUAAAGAAAAUAAUAUUAACCAUAAUAUGAACCAUAAUAAUGAUGUUACUAAUAAUUAUUAUUUUAAGGAUAAGGAAGGAAAUGAUAUACUUUUGAAAAAUAACAAUUCAAGUGGUCCUUUAUCAAAUAUUUCUCAUUUUACAGAAGAAAAUAAUUUUACAUACCACAAAAAUGAAACACAAAAUAAUCACAAUAAAAAUAAUAUUAGUAAUAUUAAUAAUAUUAAUAAUAUUAGUAAUAUUAUCCAUAUUAGUAAUGAUGAUAAUUUUCAUUAUUAUACAAAUAAUGAAGAGCAUAAUAAUCAUUCCUUGGAUUUUUCAAUCCAUUGUGAAGAUAACAUGAAUAUAUCAAAUAAUAAUAAUAAUUCGCAACAAAUUUUACAAGAAUAUAAUCUUAAAAAUUCUGGAAACCUAAAUGUAUCUUCAAUUAAUAAAUCAAAAGGGAAACUAGAUAAAAAUGUAAAUUAUAUGAACAAAUUAACCAUGAAUAAUAAUUAUGUUAAUACCGAUUUACAAAUAUCUUAUAUAGAAAAUGAACUUCAACAAAAAAUAAAAGAUUUUGAUAAAUCAUUAGGAACAAAAUUUGAAGACAAAUGUAAUUUAAUUCUUAACCGUAUUGAGAAAUUGUUAUCAUACGAAUGGUUUAAUGAUGGACAAUAA
Plasmodium falciparum 3D7 is the source of this 3342-nucleotide messenger RNA. RefSeq lists its product as uncharacterized. Bases 1 to 3342 code for a protein of 1113 amino acids. The record is from RefSeq and is a predicted model, not a curated record. The transcript has a single exon. Lineage: Eukaryota; Apicomplexa; Aconoidasida; Haemosporida; Plasmodiidae.